AUGGCAUUCAAAAAUCCAAGUCUAGGCUGGGAAAAACUACAAGAUGUUUUUUACAGGGACAGAGAGCUGUGUCGGCUCAGAAUUCCUCCAGAUUCUCAAAACAAUAUGGUAUUUUCGUCAACUGUACUAGCUGUAGAAACAGAAAAUUCUAUCGAAGUGCACCUGUAUACCGGGCAAUGCGUGGGCAAAAUCGAGAUCUCUACGCUGCCAAGCGAAAUAGUGCAUUAUGAGUUCGAUCUAGAGGAUGAGGGGUCGCUUGCCAUUGCUAUGACGGACCGUUUAAGGGUUUAUUUCAACUGGAUACCGUUACAGUUUCGCGAUUAUCUCUUGGGUGAAGAGGUUGAAGACACAAUCUGGGACUUUAAGAAUCGAACUGCUGUUCUAUUAUCCUCGCAAGACUUGUACCAGUUUAAUGGUGAAAAGCUGGUCAGGAUAUGCGAAAACAAAGAACAGUUCACGCUUUUGACCAAGAACCAUUGGCAUUGCAAUAGAGACUUGGUUGUUUUGCUGGAUGUGGAUGGCGUUUACCACUUUGAUCUUAAGUCUCAGCUGCUUUUGAAGGAAACCAGCAAUGAGUCGUGGCAUUCGGUAGUGAUUUCUCCUCAAAGCUUUAUUUGCCUGUACAAUGCAAAGUCCUAUGAAAUCAAGAUUUACAGAAACGACAAAGCGAGACUGAUGGAAUUUAAACUAGAGUCACACCCUAACACAAUCGCCUGGUGUGGAGACGACACAAUAGCGUGCUCAUUCAAUGAAGAAGAAAUCAAGCUCUACGGACCCGACUCAUCUAGCGUCACCUUUUGGUAUCCUGAGGAGCUGAUAACAUUUCAGACUAACUUGGACGGCCUAAAAGUUAUCACAAAGGAGCGGGUACGCUUGAUAUCACGAGUAAACCAUCACACUGCGAACGUUUUCUUGAUGGGCUCUACAGAGCCUGGGUCAAUACUUCUGGACUCGGUCAGCCUUCUGGCUACUCAAGCACCGCGCGCGGUUGAGAACUUGAAAAUUAUAAAUUUAGACCAAGGUGUUGCAGAAUGUCUGGAUGCUGCUCGAGACGAGCUCGAACCAUACUGGCAAAAAAAGCUACUUUCUGCCGCUGCAUUUGGUAAAAGCUCUCUAGCGAAGGAAUCUCAAAAAUCUGAUGUAUUCGUUGAUACUUGCGAUAAGCUGAGAGUGCUGAAUAGGCUUACUGAAAAGGGCAUAAUACUUACGGUCGAUCGGCUCAAAUCACUCGGAGUUGACACCUUGUUGAGGCGACUAAUGAAAACGGGAGAUUUUUACGAGUGUAUUUCUAUUUGCCAGUUUCUCAAGCUUAGGAACAGGACCGCGACCAUAUUUGCAACAUGGGCAAAUGCAAAAAUCAUUUCAUCAUCCGAAUUAGACGACAAUGUUAUUCUCGACUCUAUCUCAAAACUAGCGGCAACUUUACCCGUCAAAUUGCCCAUGGCAGACAUUGGAAUGACAGCUUUGAGGGAAGGGCGUCCUAUUUUGGCCAAAAACUUGGUAGUUGAAGAAGCACUACCUGAAAUUGAGUUUCCUGCAUUAUUUGAACUUGAUGAACACGAAUUGGCUCUCAAAAAAGCAAAGGACUAUGGAAAUCCAGAAAUGACUCUUUCAGUACUGCUCAAACUACGUGAGCAGCUCACAACCACUCAAUUUACUAAGCUCAUAUUGUUGGUGAUGCGCGAUGACCAGCUUUUUGCCUACUUCUGCAGAAACGACAACACUUUUCUUAUUGACUACUAUCGUCAGUCAGAUCAGCUGAAUGAACUCGCAUAUCAAUUAUGGACCCAAGGAGCAGAGAGUGAGACCUCGAAUGAGUAUCUGCCUCAGGUUAAAGAACUUUUUGGCCGAAUUAUUCACGAUCCACUAGUCAAAAAUGAUCGAGAUAUCCUUGAGCGCCAGAUCCACUUGACGGAAUUACAAAAGCACUUGGAGCAAGCUCAUGGCUUAAGCUUUGUGAAUGCGACUUUGGACGAGACGAUCAAAAAGCUUAUAAGCAAUCGUCUUGACCGGCCGUUGGCCGCUUUAUUGAAAAAAUUCAAAAUAUCAGAUCAAAAGUACUAUCACAUUAAAUGCAAGCUCUUGGCUCAAGAUCAGAGAUUUGAAGACCUUUAUAAAUUCUCCCAGGAGAGAAAGUCACCAAUUGGCUAUAUGACUUUCUACAAACGUUGCCUGCAACAAAAGAAGAAAAAAGAAGCUGCCGUAUACGUCCGCAUGGUAUCUGGAAUACCAUAUGAGAAGAGACUGAAGAUGUACUUGAAUUGUUCCUCUUUUCAGGAUGCGAUUCAACUAGCCUCCAAAGAAAAGGACGUAGCGGGCCUGAAAGAAAUCUACAAGCAAGUGCCAGCCAACGAGCCCCAAUUGAGAGCAUUUAUAACAGAAACUAUGAAUAAAGUCUAA
Molecule: messenger RNA, 2400 nt
Organism: Lachancea meyersii CBS 8951
Lineage: Eukaryota; Fungi; Ascomycota; Saccharomycetes; Saccharomycetales; Saccharomycetaceae
Source: the annotation of a GenBank genome assembly